GUUUAGCUGAUUAUUCAACAUGGAACUUUUCAAAGAAUGUUUCAGUUUUAGUUGAACAGACAAUUUUUACCCUUGUCGUAACAAGACAAAUAACGAUUUUUCCGACUCUCUUCAUUCGAUCUCUCUCCCUCUCCCUCUCUCGAUCGGAAAAGUUUGAAUCUCCGGCGAUCUUCUCAAGAUGAGUAACAACGAGCUUCUCGAAAUCGAGCCUAUGUAUCUUCAAUUCCCUUUUGAAUUGAAGAAGCAGAUGUCUUGCUCUCUUUACUUGACGAACAAGACAGACAAUAACGUGGCCUUUAAGGUUAAGACGACAAAUCGGAACAACUAUUGCGUUAGGCCUAAUUAUGGACUUAUUCUUCCAAAGUCGACUUGUAAAGUUCUUGUGACCAUGCAAGCUCAAAAGGAAGUUCCUUCUGAUAUGCAGAGCUUUGAAAAGUUUAUGAUUCAAAGUGUACUGGCUAGUCCUGGAGUCACAGCCAAAGAAGUUACUCGUGAGAUGUUUAGCAAAGAAUCAGGGCAUGUAGUUGAGGAGACUAAACUGAGAGUUACUUAUGUUUGCUCCACCACGACCAACAUCACUAGUUCACCAAGGACUAGAAGAGGGUUUAUAUUUCAGUGUUUUUGUUAGACAUUUUCUCUUUACUUCAUUGACGAUAUUCAUCACCAGUAACACUCUUAGCGAUGUCUCUUGCUAUGGCGUUUGGAGCUGCUUGCCACGAGCUCGUAAUAGCGGCUGGUAAAACUCGAUUGAUUCUGUACAGUAAUUUGUUUGUAAAAUAAUUAUGAGACCCAGUUUACUUUGUAUAUAAUGCACUAAAAUCUAAACAUCAC
Messenger RNA from Arabidopsis thaliana (thale cress), 831 nucleotides. Its product is annotated as PapD-like superfamily protein. The coding region runs from base 179 to 628 and encodes 149 amino acids. The transcript has 5 exons. NCBI's taxonomy places the organism in Eukaryota, Viridiplantae, Streptophyta, Magnoliopsida, Brassicales, Brassicaceae. The record is from RefSeq and is marked reviewed. Gene Ontology annotation, cellular component: endoplasmic reticulum membrane.